CAUGAAUGAAGAAGGCAAAGAAAUUUCAAUCAAUCAAAUAACUAAUAAAUAAAUUAUGUCUUCUUCUUCGAUCCUUCUUCCCCAUUAAAAUAAAAAUCCGGGUUUCCAUUCAACUCUGGUUAUCCUUGGUCUCUCUCUUCUUCCUCCUCUAUCUCUCCACCAUCUCUUCCUCAAUCGGAGAAGAGACAAAAAAAACCUAGUCAACCCCGAUUGAACUUAAAUCUCCCCAAAUCCUCAUCCAGAUCCACCAAGUAAUGAAAUUAUUAUAAAAAUUUAGAAGAAAAUGUCGUCUUAGAUUGAGGUUGUUGUUGAAGAAGAAGAGAUCGAGAAAACAACAGGGAAAAAUGAAGUAGUAUCAUCAACGGAGACUAAUAAUAAGAAUGAUAAUGAUGAGAGUUUACGGAAUGAUGUGUAUACAGCAGCAGCAUAUGGUGAUAUGGAGAAGUUACAAAGAUUGGUUGAGUCUGAAGGUUGUUCAGUUUCUGAACCAGAUGGUUUAGGUUAUUAUGCUUUACAAUGGGCUUCGUUAGAUAAUCGAACUGCUGCUGCUCAGUAUAUUAUCGAGCAUGGUGGAGAUGUGAAUGCAUCUGAUCAUACAGGGCAGUCGGCAUUACGUUGGAGUGCUGUAAGAGGUGCAGUUCAAGUUGCUGAGUUAUUACUCAAGGAAGGUGCUCGCGUUAAUGCCACGGAUUUAUAUGGUUAUCAGGUUAGAUUUUUUGAGUAUUCGAAUUUUAUCAGACCCUUACUUUUGUUGAAUGGUGUAUAAAGAGAGGAGAUAGCUAGUAGAUGAGAAAGAACAUAAAACUUACAUAUGAUUAGACUAAGUGGUCGAAAAAUUCUUUGAAGACUGGAGGAGUUAAUAACAAAAGGUCAAUUUUGUAUAUCUUGAUUUUGUUUAGUUAGUUAAUCAUGUUUUAUAGUUGGAAUGGGCGAGGACCAUGCGGUUGGUAAAUUAACUUGUAGACGGUUUACUUUAACUUUUAGAGUCUAGUUGUUGUGUAUUGCUAAAUGGGAGUAGAACUCUGUAGGGUCUAAGUAGGAAAGGCUUUUGUAUGAGGAAGGAAAUUCUUUGAUAGUAUAUUCGACAAGAGCAUCAGUAAUUUAAUGUGAAAUGUUAAACCUUUAAGGCAGUAUGUAUUGGGAUUGAUAGUCUUAAGUUGAAUUAAAUGAAAGUCCUAGGUGCUGUUUUAGUAUUGAUUACUGAAUACUUGUAACUCAUAGUGAAACGAUGAAUACAAUAGUUAUCUUGUUUAAGCUUUGUAGGUGUUUUUGGAGAAAUAAGCUUGUACGACGAAAUUGGCUCAAAACGUGGUAUUUGAACCUCCGUAGCAGACGUACCAGUGACAUCCCAGAAAUACCCCGGAGGAACCCCGAGAAAAGUGUUGAAAACAUCCCAGAAAAAUUACUAAACGCACCCAAUGGGCAAGUGUUAUUCGGACUCUCACUAUGGAUAAGAGGUAACCUAUUUCGGGCAUGUGCUAAAGGGACACCGGAACUGGAUAAGGGGGAGGUCACCUUCACCUUUUGAAUUUUGAAAUUGGCGGGAGUGUUCAUCACAUCUGUUGAAUUUUGGGAGAAGAUUUGAUCGAGUUCUAGGGCGAUUCAAUCGCUGAAACUUGGUGGGUAUCUUCCUUGGAACCAAACAAGCCUAGUAUGAUCAUUGGUUUGUACCCAAAUUGGCUGGAAAUCGAGUUUUAAUCAAAACAAGAAAAAUAGGGAUUCGCGGGUUCUGUUGAUUGGAGGAAGAGAUUACGUGAGGUAUUAGAAGUGUACCAAUGGCUAGGAUGAUUCCUUGGACAUCAUAGAAGAGUUCUAAACACAUCAGGACACAAAAGAAACCGCGAGAAUACAGGAAAAAUCCAUUAUCCGUAACUUGGAAGAAAAGAAUAAUCCGAGAUAUACUCGGAUUCGAUUAGGUUUUUGUGUUUAUAAGGAGUUGCUACGAGUCCCAGAAGAGGAUAGGGAGUUUGGGGAGAAGUUGGACGUUCAGAGAGCUUUAGAGCACCACAGAGCUCUAGAGAUCGAGUUGCAGGGAGUCCGUUGCUGCUGCUGCAGGUGCUGAAGAACAACAUUGCAAAUAAGAACAACGUCUCAAAUUCGCAACAGUGUUACAUUCAAAACCCUCUGUAAUAGUCAGUCCAUUGUAACAGCUUCUUUGUAACGCCAAUAUAACGUCUUAAACAGUAUGUGUUACUACUUUUCAAUCUUUUAA
Messenger RNA from Papaver somniferum (opium poppy), 2212 nucleotides. Its product is annotated as protein S-acyltransferase 24-like. The record is from RefSeq and is a predicted model, not a curated record. Gene Ontology annotation, biological process: protein palmitoylation. NCBI's taxonomy places the organism in Eukaryota, Viridiplantae, Streptophyta, Magnoliopsida, Ranunculales, Papaveraceae. Gene Ontology annotation, cellular component: Golgi membrane. Bases 437 to 766 code for a protein of 109 amino acids. Gene Ontology annotation, molecular function: protein binding; palmitoyltransferase activity. The transcript is spliced from 2 exons.